GAUUGGUUUCUCCGGAAAGAACGCUUUUCAUUCUAGCUCUCAGGCACAAGACUACAACAUCCAAGCAUGGCUGACACCAUCUGGGAGUCCUACCGGCCCGAACUGGAGCGUCUCUAUAUCCAUGAAGGCCGUAAAUUAAGCGAAGUCAGGGAGUAUAUGCGAACUAAGUACGGGUUCGAUGAAAGAAAGUCACAGUACGAAAAGUACUUCAAGCGAUGGGGCCUGCGAAAAAAUCAUUCUCUGACCUCAGCGGAAGGCAAGUUCAUCGGGCGGCGAAUCGACAAGAGAAAGAGGGAACACCAGAAAGAGAGCGAAGUGAAUGUCGACGGGGUUCAAUAUCCCCCCAGCAAGCUGAAAAAGUCUCGAUACAAUAAAAAUAAAACCUUUGUUUCGACGGUGGAUAACCUUCCAAACGCUCCUUCUCCCAGCACUCCACAAGGAAUUGUUGUCUGCACUCCUGCAACGCCGGGCAUGCGGCUCAUUUGGAAUCAGUCCCUUCCAUGGUUCCAAUUUGCCAAGCUGCUCAAGCCUGGACAAGACCCUAAUUUGUCGUCGCUACCGUCCGCCCUGGCCGUGACAUCGCCACAAUCCCCUGAUCUGGACAAACUAGGGAAGGGCGAGGGUCGACGCACGGCGCUACAACAUGCGAUGAACAACGGAAACAUGGACCUGAUCAACCUCCUUCUUGACCACGGAGCCAAUGUCAAUAGUGCACCGUCAGAGGAGGGCGGAGCUACCGCAUUGCAGAUUGCCGCCAUUCAAGGCUAUCUAGGGAUUGCUCGCAAGCUCAUCGACCUAGACGCAGACAUUAAUGCUGCUCCUGCACAAUUCAAGGGCAGAACAGCCUUGGAGGGAGCGGCAGAGCACGGUCGAAUUGACAUGCUUCGGCUACUUCUUGACGAAGGAGCAUCACUGGUAGGCAACUAUGGUGAACGGCAAUAUCGGCGUGCCGUGGAAUUGGCUGAGAAAAAUGGGCAUAUGGCGGCCGCGAAGCUCUUGAAAUCGUUCAAGGAUAAGGUGGAAGAAAGUGGUAUUUGA
Molecule: messenger RNA, 1038 nt
Organism: Aspergillus neoniger CBS 115656
Lineage: Eukaryota; Fungi; Ascomycota; Eurotiomycetes; Eurotiales; Aspergillaceae
Product: ankyrin
Exons: 5
Coding region: 67-1038 (323 amino acids)
Molecular function (GO): protein binding
Source: RefSeq, a predicted model, not a curated record